UGUCCCUCGGACACAGCGGAUUACCGAUCCCGGAAAGAGCCGAAGAUGUCGGCUCGGUCAUGUGAUCAGCUGUGUCCAAUCACAGCUGAUCACAUGGCACUGAUGAUCAGUGUGCCCUGAUGAUCAGUGUAGCCCCAGCAGUGCCACCUGUCAGUGUCCAUCAGUGCCUUGUGCCAGUGCUCAUCAGUGCCUCGUGCCAGUGCCCAUCAGUGCCACAUAUCAGUGCCUACCAGUGCACAUCAAUGCCACAUAUCAGUGCCCAUCUGAGCUGCCUUUCAGUGUCACCCAUCAGUGCCAGUCAGUGCCACCUAUUAGUGCUGCCAAUCAGUGCCAGUCAGUGCCGCCUAUCAGUGCCAGUCAGU
Staurois parvus is the source of this 362-nucleotide messenger RNA. NCBI's taxonomy places the organism in Eukaryota, Metazoa, Chordata, Amphibia, Anura, Ranidae. The record is from the annotation of a GenBank genome assembly.